Messenger RNA from Dryobates pubescens (Downy woodpecker), 1533 nucleotides. RefSeq names its product complement C1q and tumor necrosis factor-related protein 9A. The coding region runs from base 273 to 1307 and encodes 344 amino acids. Lineage: Eukaryota; Metazoa; Chordata; Aves; Piciformes; Picidae. The record is from RefSeq and is a predicted model, not a curated record. Gene Ontology annotation, molecular function: protein binding. The transcript has 4 exons.
GAGGGAUGCACAAAGAAAUUUCUGAAAAAGGGGAAUGCCUAGAUGUAAGCAAAACUAUAGCCCAGAGAAACAGAACAUCACAUGAACCCUUGUGCAUGCAUGUGGGAUCACUAGUCCUACCUACAUCACCCUCAAAUUUUGACCAUUCACUCCUUUGUAGACUGGCCAGACACUGGGGUUUCACAGCUUUCAUUGGAAUAUGACACCUGGUUCUUUGCCUUAUAGCUGCUGAGACUGCAUGCUCCCUGCUGUAAUUUUUGGGAAGCUGGGGAAUGAAAAGCUGGAUUAUACUGCUGGCUCUUGUAGUCAGCACAGCAGAAACACAAAAGCAGGACAUCUGCACCCAAGGGUAUCCUGGCAUCCCUGGCAAUCCUGGGCACAAUGGUGUACCUGGUCGUGAUGGACGUGAUGGUUCAAAAGGCGAGAAGGGAGACACAGGUGAAGCAGGACUUCCUGGGAGUUCAGGAAAAGAUGGUGCAGAUGGAGAAAAAGGUGAACGAGGAGCCAAUGGGACUGUUGAAGAGAAGGGGAACAAAGGAGAUAAAGGAGAAAGAGGACGACCUGGGAAACUGGGACCAAAAGGAAUUACAGGGUCAGUGGGUUACAAAGGUCAGAAGGGAGAGCUGGGACUGCAAGGACAAAAGGGAUUAAAAGGAGAUAUUGGGCCCAUAGGACCAAAAGGGACAAAGGGUGAAAUUGGCCAUCCUGGAAGAGUUGGCUUCCCAGGGCCAAUUGGCCCACCUGGUAAUCCAGGUCCUAAAGGUAAUACUGGAGAUCUUGGACCACAGGGUAAUCCAGGAAUUCAGGGGGAAAGAGGCUUGAAAGGAGACAGAGGAGAUAAGGGGAAUGUAGGUGCCCCAGGGGUCCUGCCAAGGAGUGCUUUCAGUGUCGGCCUUACAGUCUCCACCAAAUUUCCUGCCCCAAAUCGCCCAAUUAAGUUUGACAAAGUGCUGUAUAACAGUCUAAAUGACUACAACUCAGUUACUGGCAAAUUCACCUGCAAAUACUCUGGAGUUUACUAUUUCACCUACCACAUCACGGUCUACUCAAGGAACGUCCGAGUAGCUUUAGUUAAAAAUGGCAUCAAGAUGCUGCACACUGUAGACAGGUACCAGGGUGGAGAGGACCAGGCCUCAGGAGCUGCCAUCCUUGAGCUACAGAGAGGAGAUGAGGUGUGGCUGCAGGCUCACCAAGGAGAGACUUUCAACGGGCUGUUUGCAGAUGCUGAUGAUGAUACCACCUUCUCUGGGUUCCUCCUGUUCAGCACUUCUGACCCACUGGAGCUGCUGCCAACACCCACCAUGUAACUUCACAUUAUCUGUGAAUGCUGCACUUAUAUGUCCCUCAUCCCUCCCUAAUAAAGUUAUCUGCUGGUCAAUUUCUACUGCUUUCAACAGAAAGUAGAAAACAUCCAGGCAAGUAUGCUGAGGGCUGAAAGGGAGGCUGCAGGGCAGACUGGGACCAGAUAGACAUCUAUUGAGGGUUUGGGGUUUAUUUUGGUGAAGUCAUCACAGUGGGAAGGUGUAGGAACAC